This is a messenger RNA of Siniperca chuatsi (mandarin fish), 1991 nucleotides long. It is a transcript of the gene glt8d2, whose product is annotated as glycosyltransferase 8 domain containing 2. Gene Ontology annotation, molecular function: glycosyltransferase activity. The transcript is spliced from 10 exons. The record is from RefSeq and is a predicted model, not a curated record. Lineage: Eukaryota; Metazoa; Chordata; Actinopteri; Centrarchiformes; Sinipercidae. Gene Ontology annotation, cellular component: Golgi apparatus. Bases 327 to 1415 code for a protein of 362 amino acids.
UUCUCACAUCCCGCGCUCCGUAAAUUUCUGCUUUCACAGCAGAAAUCACUUUUUUCAGUAUCAGUUACGGUUCCGUGAAAUGGGGUGAGCUAAUCUAGUCUCUGGCAAAAGGACAGCGAGGGCUCAGAACGCUGGUGAGACAGAUGAGUCACAUCUGGAGGGAAGAAGGAGGGGAAAAAAAGGUGGGAGAGGAGAAAAGUGGGAUUGUUGGUGAGGGUGAGUCUCAGUCCUCAGAGCUUUUACAACAUGGACCAUGAACACCAGGAAUGAGACUGACCACAACCACCACCCUCUUUCUCUGAUGUCGCUGGAAGCAAACAUGAAAUAUGGCUCUUCUGAGAAAAAUUAACCAGGUGCUCCUGGUGCUGCUGGUGCUGAUGGUGUGUCUCCUCCUGCACAGUGCACUGCUCAGAGCCUCCACUCGGCCCAAACUCUCAGAUCACCGGAAGAGCCUCGGAAGAGCAGCUCGAGUUCCUGCAGUGAGAGUGUCAGAGGCGGAUAAUGUAAUCCCUGUCAUCAUCUGUGCAUCGGAGGAGCGUAUGGGUGCAACCAUGGCAACCAUCAACAGCGUCUAUAGCAACACAGACGCCAUUGUGUUUUUCUAUAUUGUUACUCUUCGUGAUGCCGUGAAACUGACGAGACAGUACAUAGAGAAGACUAAACUGAAAGGCAUCAAAUAUAAGAUAUUGGAAUUUAAUCCCAUGGUUCUAAGAGGAAAGGUGAAGCCAGAUUCCUCUCGACCUGAUCUCUUACAUCCACUCAACUUUGUGCGCUUUUACUUACCUCUGCUCGACGUCAACCACAAGAGGGUGAUAUACUUAGAUGAUGAUGUCAUUGUGCAGGGUGACAUCAAGGAUCUGUUUAAUAUCAAACUGAAAACAGGCCAUGCUGCUGCUUUCGCCACUGACUGCGACCUGCCCUCCACACAUGAGAUGGUGCGCAGCAUCGGCAUGCAGACAACCUACAUGGGCUUCCUGGACUUUAGGAAACAGGAAGUUAAAGAUCUGGGCAUCCACCCCAGAGACUGCUCUUUCAACCCUGGAGUGUUUGUGGCAGAUAUCAGCGAAUGGAAGAAACAGAAGAUCACCAAACAGCUGGAGAAAUGGAUGGAGGAGAAUUUCAGACAGAACAUAUACAGCAGUGCCAUGGCGGGCGGUGUGGCAACUCCACCCAUGCUAAUAGUGUUUCAUGACAAAUACACAACAUUGGACCCACUGUGGCACGUCAGACACCUGGGCUGGAGUCCUGAUGCCCGCUAUUCCGAGAGCUUCCUACAGGAGGCGCGCCUGCUGCACUGGAACGGCCCGUUUAAACCGUGGAAUUACCCUGCUGUUCACUUGGAUCUGUGGGAGAGGUGGUUUAUCCCAGACCCCUCUGGAAGGUUCUCCUUGGUACGACCUGAGAGCUACAGCUGAGGUCUGUGGAACAUACCAUGUCUGAGCCACAGGGGGACAUGAAGCGUGUGAAGUUUAGGACUUACUUGAACAUUGGUGGAAGGUGUAAAAGGAAACGUAUAGUAAAUUUAAUACUGAGGAAUGUUCUUGAAAAUUAAACAUUGUUGGUAGAACACUGUGUGAGAAACAGUGUUGGCAGAGUGGGUGCUCUACAGUAUAUAUGCUAAAUACACAAAAUGUGAAUCUGUUGUCAACAGCAAUGUAAAGAUAUUACUAUUCCUAUUACUUGUAGGAAUGUGUUCAAAGUGAACGUGAGAAACUCAGAACAGAGACAUGACUUUUUUUGUGUCUUUGUAAAUUGUGAGAAAAAUGUGUUUGCUAGCCUGAAACAAAUUUUCAGAGCUCCAACGUUUACAUUGUCUCAUCUUUGCUGGUACUUACUGGUACUGCUUCAAAUAUGCCAUUGGCAUCUUGAAGUAAACAGAAUACCUGACAGUGUUGUGUUACCAAGUAUGUAUUACUGAUAGUUACUAUAAUGAUCAUUAAAAGUGUGUGAUAACUGCAAAAACUAAAUAAACAAAAAAAGUCAUAUUCUGA